AAAUGGACUACACAAACACGAUAAACUACGACCUGCACCUCUCCCGUCUGCUAACCCGACAGGGCGCUAACCCGACCCUGACUUUGUUCCCAACCCUGACAUGGUACCCAUGGUUCAAGAACACGUCAAGAUCCUGGUAGUCGGGGCAGGGGGCCUGGGCUGUGAGAUCAUCAAGUGUCUGGCCAUGACUGGCUUCAGGGAUGUCCAUGUUAUUGACAUGGACACUAUUGAUCUGUCCAACUUGAACCGGCAGUUUCUGUUUACUCCGCAAGACAUAGGGAAGCCUAAAGCUGAGGCAGCUGUUAGAGCGGUUAUGGAGAGAAUACCUGGGCUGAAAUACACUGCUCAUUACAAUAAGAUCCAGGACUUUGAUGAUGACUUUUAUCUGAAGUUUAACAUUGUUAUCUGCGGGUUAGACUCUGUUUUCGCACGAAGAUGGAUAAACUCGACCCUAAUGAACAUAGCACUCCAAACAGACAACAUCAUUCCCUUCCUUGACGGAGGAACGGAGGCGUUUAAAGGUCACUGCCGGGUAGUUAUCCCCACUAAAACAGCCUGUAUAGAGUGUAACAUGGACCUGUACCCACCUCAACAGAACUUCCCACUGUGUACUAUAGCUAACACUCCCCGACUCCCCGAACACUGUGUGGAGUACGCUAAGAUUGUGUUGUGGCCGAAGGAGCAGCCGUUUGGGCAGGGUGUGGUGGUGGACGGAGAUAAUCCUGAUCAUAUAACCUGGUUGUAUAAGACGGCUGUUGAUCGGGCCAAGAGCUACAACAUACCCGGAGUCACAUACCGCCUAACGCAAGGAGUAACAAAGCGGAUAAUACCAGCAGUAGCGUCCACCAACGCCACCAUUGCAGCAGCGUGUGUCACUGAGUGCCUCAAGAUUGCAACUUCCUCUUACAACUACCUGGACAACUACAUGAUGUUCAACAAUGUUGACUCUAUCUACACUUUUACUUUUGCGAGCGAACGGAAGGAAAACUGUCUGGCUUGUUCGAGGUGUUCUCAUGAUCUAGCAUUCUUUGAGUCAGAUAAACUCCAGGUGUUUUUAGAUAAGAUUGGGGAAGAGACUGAGUUUAAUUUACAGAAACCAACUUUGACAACCAUCUCCUCGUCUGGAGAAAACAGAACUUUGUACAUGAGCAACCUAGCGUCCAUGGAGGAGGCACUGAGACCAAACUUAGAGAAGACUUUUAAAGAGCUGGAGUUUGAAAGUGGGCAGGAGGUUGUUGUGACUGAUCCUGGAGUCAAAAUGCCGGUUCAUUUUAAACUUCGCCUGACGUAGAACAAUGGGGUUGACUUUACUCUUUACAGGUAAUUAUAUUGGUUAUUGGUCGGGACUCGGGAGUGACUUGCUCCUGAUAUUAAUCUAGUUUGAUUUGUUCUGGAUAUAUAAUGUAAUGGGAUAUUUAACUGUAGGAGUUGUUGGGCUACUUUUGGAUGUUAUAGCAACAAUUAACAGUUGCUGGGCUACUUUUGGGUGUUAUAGCAACAAUUAACAGUUGUUGGGCUACUUUUGGGUGUUAUAGCAACAAUUAACAGUUGCUGGGCUACUUUUGGGUGUUAUAGCAACAAUUAACAGUUGCUGGGCUACUUUUGGGUGUUAUAGCAACAAUUAACAGUUGCUGGGCUACUUUUGGGUGUUAUAGCAACAAUUAACAGUUGCUGGGCUACUUUUGGGUGUUAUAGCAACAAUUAACAGUUGCUGGGCUACUUUUGGGUGUUAUAGCAACAAUUAACAGUUGCUGGGCUACUUUUGGGUGUUAUAGCAACAAUUAACAGUUGCAUUCGGGAUCAAUCUUAAAGGGUGUGUAAUUUAUGUAUUUGUUACAAACUUUAGAAUCUAUUUAAUGAGAUAUUUGAUAAAAUCAAGACAGUUAUCAGUAAUCACCAGUGGUGUAAAGUUACAAUUUAAUUUGUCCCUUUACUUCCGAAAGAAUUGGCGAAUAACCAUAUACAUUUAUGUACCAGAUCGGAUCUUUAAUCUUUAUUCAUAAUUUCAUAAAGAAUAUUAAAAUCCCUGCCCCUCUGAUAAUGUUCCGCAGCAGGGUCUGUGGGGCC
Molecule: messenger RNA, 2067 nt
Organism: Bolinopsis microptera
Lineage: Eukaryota; Metazoa; Ctenophora; Tentaculata; Lobata; Bolinopsidae
Product: NEDD8-activating enzyme E1 catalytic subunit-like
Exons: 2
Coding region: 101-1291 (396 amino acids)
Biological process (GO): protein neddylation
Cellular component (GO): cytoplasm; nucleus
Molecular function (GO): NEDD8 activating enzyme activity
Source: RefSeq, a predicted model, not a curated record